ACAAAGUGUAUGCAAACAAUAAUACAUCAAUAAUGAAAAUGAAUGGUAUUUGCUUUUCAGAUAUUGGGCUGUUACUAAUGUUGAUUAUAUACACACGAGAAACGGUCGAAGAAUAGUGGGCAUGAUUAUUGUGGUGUGGUUUGUAGCACUAGUCGUUUCAUUAGCCCCACAGUUUGGCUGGAAAGACCCGGAUUACCUAGACCGUAUUAAUAUCCAACAGCGAUGUAUGGUCAGUCAAGACAUUGGCUAUCAGAUAUUUGCCACAUGUUCAACGUUUUACUUGCCUCUACUGGUCAUCCUGUUUCUUUAUUGGAAGAUAUUUAAGAUAGCCAGGAGAAGGAUUCGCAGAAGAAGAGCUCAAAGAAACGCAAUGCUAGAACAUUCGAGGUUGAAAAAGCCGGCGGACGACGCGGCCGCCUCGGCCGAGCCCAAAAAAUGCGAGUUUCUUCCGGAAG
Messenger RNA from Acyrthosiphon pisum (pea aphid), 455 nucleotides. Its product is annotated as 5-hydroxytryptamine receptor-like. Gene Ontology annotation, biological process: positive regulation of MAPK cascade; adenylate cyclase-activating adrenergic receptor signaling pathway. The record is from RefSeq and is a predicted model, not a curated record. Lineage: Eukaryota; Metazoa; Arthropoda; Insecta; Hemiptera; Aphididae. The annotation marks the transcript as partial. Gene Ontology annotation, molecular function: G protein-coupled receptor activity. Gene Ontology annotation, cellular component: plasma membrane. The transcript is spliced from 2 exons.